Messenger RNA from Oppia nitens, 2130 nucleotides. RefSeq lists its product as uncharacterized. Gene Ontology annotation, cellular component: membrane. The record is from RefSeq and is a predicted model, not a curated record. The transcript is spliced from 4 exons. The coding region runs from base 1 to 2130 and encodes 709 amino acids. NCBI's taxonomy places the organism in Eukaryota, Metazoa, Arthropoda, Arachnida, Sarcoptiformes, Oppiidae. Gene Ontology annotation, molecular function: hexosyltransferase activity.
AUGCCAAAUGUCCGCAACCGACCGGUCAAUUUCAGCACCCGAUCUACUGUGAACUGUACUAUAACUGUUGGAAAGGUAUCUCACAUUUGUCUAACUGUCCCCAGAAUCAGUAGUGGUAGUGGUAGUGGUAGUGGUAGUGGUAGUGGUAGUGGUAGUGGUAGUGGUAGUGGUAGUGGUAGUAGUGAUGACAGUAGUAGUAGUCGACAGCACCGACACCGACCAGACAUUACUAUAUUCAUACAUACGGGUUGUUCGGGCCGUAAGUACUCAGAUAGGCGACAACAGUUACGCCGAGGAUGGGUGGGUGCAGCCAAACAACGAUACCCCGAACUGGACAUAUGGUUUAUCAUUGGUCAGUGUCGGCAACCGGCGGACAACCAGCUAAUCCUAGACGAGUCCCUCAGAUAUGACGAUAUACUGCAAUUUGAUUUCGUCGACGACUAUCGUAAUCUAUCGUUGAAAACGAUUGCAAUGAUCGGUUGGCACCGAUACCGAUGCCCAUUGACCCGACUAUUGUUGAAAGCCGAUGACGACGUAUUUGUCAAUAUUGAUCGGCUAGUCGUACAGGUAUUGCCCGUUUUUCUGGUCAAUAGUCGACAGCAGCCGCCGCCGCCACUGGGCAUACAUGGUUUGAUAGCAUUGGGACAAUUGGUUUCCCGUUAUAGGUAUCAGAAAAAUUUCGUACCCCAUACGGUCUGGCCCAGUGGGGCGGGCGGCGGCGACUAUCUACCGGUAUCCGUAUACGGUGGUGCAUAUCUAAUGGACAACCAGACCCGUGAUAGACUACUCGAUGGUUUACUGGUCGACCAAAACAACAAUCGGGACCUGCCUGUAGUCGACAUACCCGAAGAUCUGAUGCUAAUCGGUUUGCUGGCCAAUCGUACGGGUAUUCAUCUAUAUUAUAGCCAUCAAUGGUUUACGGGCGACAAUUGCCAGUGUCCUAAUCGUUUGCAUACCGUUCCCAUACACUAUGAAUGUCCGAAUCAAUGGGAAAUUUGCCAACAACAGUUACGACAACACUAUCUAUCGCUGACCCGAAUCGUAACAAUUGAACCAAAACACAGACAUUGCAGUAGUAGUAGUAGUAGUGAUGACAGUAGUAGUAGUAGUAGUGGUAGUAGUGAUAGUCGACAGCACCAACACCACAGACCAGACAUUACUAUAUUCAUACAGUCGGGCUGUUCGGGCCGUAAGUACUCGGAUAGACGACAACAGUUACGCCAGGGAUGGGUGGGUGCAGCCAAACAACGAUACCCCCGGCUGGACAUAUGGUUUCUAAUUGGUCAGUGUCGACGUCAACCAGUAGUGGACAACCAGCUAAUCCUAGACGAGUCCCACAGAUAUGACGAUAUCUUGCAAUUUGAUUUCGUCGACAACUAUCGUAAUCUAUCGUUGAAAACCAUUGCAAUGAUCGGUUGGCACCGAUACCGAUGCCCAUUGACCCGACUAUUGUUGAAAGCCGAUGACGAUGUAUUUGUCAACAUCGACCGACUCAUACAAUUGUUACCCGAUUUCGGUAACGGCCUGUACGGACAUAUAUGGCCGGGACCAAUAGUACCCCGAUUCAAGCACGAAGUAAACUAUAUAUCCCAUACUGUCUGGCCAUCGGUGAACAUCGGCGACGACUAUAUGCCGCCAACUGUUAUCGGUUCGGCCUAUAUUAUGGACAAUCAGUCACGUGACCAACUGUUAGCCGGUUUAUUGGACAACAAUCAGUUGGACAUACCUGUUAACGGUGUACCCGAAGAUGUUUUCAUCAUUGGUUUGCUGGCCAAUCGUACCGGUGUUCCGCUCAUACAUAGUCCCUAUAUAAUGUUUGAUCAGUGUCUAUGCCCUAACCGUUUGCAUACGUUUCCCGUACAUUAUGAAUGCCCCGAUCAGUUAGAUUUGUGGCAUAGAUUUACCGAAAAUAAUACUACAAGUAGUAGUAGUAGUAGUAGUAGUAGUAGUAUUAGUAGCAAACUAUUGGAUUUAGUAUGCGAUAUACCAUACUAUCUAUCGGGUUAUCAAUGGUAUACUAAACUCUAUCGGAGGCCAGUUAUCAAAAUAUUUGUCCGCAGUCUAACCUAUUUAUUAUUAGUAUUUUAUGAAUGGUUUACUGGUAUUAAAACCGGUAAAUAUAUUGAUUAG